Messenger RNA from Ochlerotatus camptorhynchus, 2334 nucleotides. RefSeq names its product nitric oxide-associated protein 1. The transcript is spliced from 2 exons. Bases 60 to 2126 code for a protein of 688 amino acids. Gene Ontology annotation, molecular function: GTP binding. The record is from RefSeq and is a predicted model, not a curated record. NCBI's taxonomy places the organism in Eukaryota, Metazoa, Arthropoda, Insecta, Diptera, Culicidae.
CGCCGGUAUCAUCAUUCUUUAAAAAAAAAGUGAAUUUCAUGCAAUUUUAGUGCUUUAAAAUGUUACGAAAUUCUGCAAAACUCACGGCAAAUUUUGUGGGAAGGAGCAGCUUUCGUUCGCACCGCUGGCAGGUUCGACCAUGUUCCUCCACCAGCAAAAGAAUUGAAUCCCCAGAGGAGCUGUUCGAGCAGCUCAAGGACAAAAUUCGCUACAGUUCCUUCGUGGAAAACAACACUCUGAAGCUGGGCUACAGGAGGAACAAAAUCAUCGAGUCACGAUUGGCCAAAGCUAAGCGGGAUCACUUGACACAUCAGAUUCGGGCCCAGCCAUUUCCGGUCGCACUGGAGCAGUUGUAUGGCGAAAGGUUCCAAGAUCCCUCGCCGGUGGAUGCCGAGGAAUCCGAAGAAGUAGUUGACUAUUUUCCCUACCAGAAACUCGUGAGGAAGAUUGAACGGGUGCCCCGGGAUGAAUCCUCCUCGGCGGAAGAAGCAGCACCGACAACCGGUGAUUGGAUGUCCGAUUACGAGUAUUAUGAAGAGGAUGAAAACGAUGAUCGAACGUCCUUCUAUGGAACGCCAGAUCCGACCCAACCAGUUUCUAAAAUUCCUUGCGGUGGCUGUGGAGCAUUGCUGCAAUGCGCCGAACCAAGCAUUCCCGGGUACCUGCCCAGUCAGCUGUUUAAGAAUAAAUCCAAGCAGCAGCUAAUGACCACCAUCUGCCAGAGGUGCCACUUUCUGAAGAACUACAACACCGCAAUCAACAUCACCGUUUCACCGGAUGAUUACGUCGAAAUGAUAUCCUCCAUCAAGGAUACGAAGUCACUCGUCCUGUUGCUGGUGGAUCUCCUCGAUUUCCCGUGCUCCAUCUGGCCGGGUCUGUCGGAAAUUCUUGGACCCAAACGAUCGAUAAUCGUCGUCGGGAACAAAGUCGACCUUCUUCCACGGGACUGCCCUGGCUAUCUGGACAACAUUCAGAACAACCUGACCAAAACCUUCCUGGAGGCAGGCUUCACCAGAAAUAACAUCAAACACGUGUCGCUCAUCUCGGCCACCACCGGUUAUGGAGUCGAACAGCUGAUCACCAAAAUCCACAACGUCUGGGGAACACGUGGCGACGUCUAUCUGGUAGGAUGCACCAACGUCGGCAAGAGCUCCCUGUUCAACGCCCUUCUCCGGUCCGAUCUGUGCAAAGUCAAAGCAACCGAUCUAGUCCAACGAGCCACGGCUUGCCCUUGGCCCGGCACGACUCUCAAGAUGCUAAAAUUUCCCAUCCUAAGACCUUCUGAUUACAGGCUCUAUCUUCGCUCGAAACGACUUCAGUCCGAACGCGUCAUACUAACCGAAGAGGAAAAACUACGCAAGCAUCAAGCCAGAAGCACCGGAUCACCCGAAUUCGCCACUCUAAUUGGUCACAUUGGUCAAACCUUCGCCGACGAAAAACCGGAAACGGCAGACAGUUUUUCCAUCUCGCAAAGAGGAUCUGGUCCGUCCCCCAUCCUGACUCUUAAUGAAAAAAGCGACGACUACAUCAACAGCAAAUGGUGCUACGACACGCCGGGAGUAGUCCAACCGGACCAAAUCACAAACCUCCUCACCACCGACGAACUGCUUCUCACCAUACCGAAGCAGAUGAUCCGUCCGAGAGCGUACCUCUUGAAGACGGGACUCACGCUGUUCCUAGCCGGUCUAGGGCGUCUGGACUACCUCGAAGGACCGGAAUCGACUCGGGUUCUCCUGUACGCUUCCCCAAACCUCCCGACACUGAUCUGCGACACCGUCCACGCCGAACACAUCUACCAAAAACUUCUGGGAACGGAAUACCUCCGGGUACCGCGAGCCGAUCCGGAACGGCUAGCCAAGUGGCCCGCCCUGGAAGCCAGUCCGGAUAUUCUGCUCUACGGUGAGGAAAAGCACAUUUCCGUAGCAGACGUGGUGCUGUCGUCAGCCGGGUGGAUCGCAGUGAAUCUACCGGAUGGUGCAGAAGCGAUUUUCCGCGCCUGGACUCCGGAAAAGCGGGGCAUCUACGUGAGGCAACCGGCACUGUUGCCAUUCGGUAUGGCGCUGAAGGGCAAGAGGAUACGGGGCAGUUUAGCCUAUCGGGAAGGGGACGCAUUUUUGAAGCAGUGAGCAGCAGUCAGAGUUAUACAUUGAAGGGUAGAAUGUUAGCCGGUUUUCCGUUUGUGUUCCGAAAGUCCCUGUUGCGGAUUGUGGAUCGGGAUUGAUCGUAUGCAGCAGUGGAAGCAGCGUUUGCGUCUUUGAUCGGGGAGACUGCGAGGAUUGGGAUCACGGUAGGCAACGUGGCAGCAAUGGUGGUGUUCGAUGGUGAUAAGUUUGG